AUGCCAGCUAAGAUGGCAAAGGCAAACAAGACCACAACCGAACAAAAGACCAAAGGUCGCAAAAGCACAGCCGAUGGCUCACCAGCCAAGUCCAAGGCCGGAAAACAAAAAGUCACCAAAACCACAGCCGUCCAACCCGGUGAUCCAACCCCCACCGGCCGCCGUCAUCGCUACAAGCCCGGCACCGUGGCACUUCGAGAAAUCCGCAAAUAUCAACGCUCCUACGACCUCCUCAUAGCCAAGCUGCCUUUUGCGCGACUUGUGCGAGAAGUUGCUCUUGAUCUUCUGCCUGCUGAUGUGGGCGCCGAGCUGCGUUGGCAGUCGCAUGCGAUUAUGGCAUUGCAGGAAGCUGCUGAGGCUUUCUUGGUUCAUUUGUUCGAGGAUACGAAUCUGUGCGCGAUCCACGCUAAGCGUGUUACGAUUAUGCAGAAGGAUAUUCAGCUCGCGCGGAGAAUUCGCGGGGUUUGGGCUGGUUUGGGUUGA
This is a messenger RNA of Penicillium salamii, 483 nucleotides long. NCBI's taxonomy places the organism in Eukaryota, Fungi, Ascomycota, Eurotiomycetes, Eurotiales, Aspergillaceae. The record is from the annotation of a GenBank genome assembly.